UGCCUUCACAUGCAAACGCAGAAAUCUCCGGAGUCCUCUUCGGGAGUUACAAGAGCUCGUCUCAUCUGGUGUGGCUAGAGACUCCCCGUAUCUUUCCUUGGUUUCCAAACCAAACCGCUUUUGAGGUUCAGCUCGAAACUGCAGUGAUUUCAUUGUCGUGAAGGAUUGUCUUUUACAAGCUCAGGCAUGGAGGCUGACCUGCUAAUCUCACCGACCGUGAAAUACCACGCUUCAGAGGACUGUGAGACCACUAGCCGGGGCCUCUAUAGCUUCUACGCAGCUGUGAUGAUCAUCAUCUUCCUGCUGGCUAUCCCACUGAACAUCUCAAUCCUCCACCUCUUCAUCGUCAAGCUCAAGUUCUGGAAAACCAACACCAACAAUGUGUUUCUGUUUAACCUGGUCCUGGCCGACAUCCUGCUGUUGUUCUGCCUGCCUGUGAAGGCCUACAACUUCAUCCACGGUGAGAGACGCAGUGAGAACGACGUGGUCUGCAAAGCCAUGCUCUUCAUGCUCUUCCUCAACCGAGGAGCCAGCAUCGCCUUCCUCACCGUCACCUCCAUCGACCGCUACUUCAACGUGGUGCAUCCUGGGAGGAAGAACCUCCUGAAAGCCCUGAAGAGGUCUCCUCACAUCUCCAUCCUGAUCUGGCUCCUGCUGCUCCCUCUGACCAUCCCCACCAUGCUGAAGACCUUCGAGUGCUGCAACAGCCACAAGAGCUACGACGCCACGGAGAAUCGGGACGACGCCGUGGUGAAGGACGUGGUGGACAGUCUGAGGGAGGUGGUGUUCUUCACUCAGAUCUUGAUCCCCUUCAUGAUCCUGCUGUACUGCACGGUGCACAUUGUCAACCGCCUGAAGAGGAAGACGGUGGGGGACAAGACCAAGCUGAGGAGAGCCAUGUUCCUGGUCUCCUCGGUCAUGGUGUUGUUCUCUGUUUGCUUCCUGCCCUGCACCGUGGCCAGGAUCGUUCUGCUGGUGGCCCGGGUUCAGGAGUGGAAGGAGCUCUCCGAGGACGCAGCGGCGCAGGUGUUCGACGGCCUCAUGGUCCUGUCCUUCAUCGACUGUCUGCUGGACCCCUUGGUCUACUGCUUCUGCAGCACCAAGUUCAAAAACAUUUACCUGGGCAAUUACUUUCCCUGUAUUCUGAAGAAACACGAACACCCCCUCGAGAACAGCACCUCCACAGCAAACACAAAUCCCAAACGCGAUAAUGUAAAUACGGCAUACUAGCCAAGCCCCGGGGGAAAAGACUGUUCUCAUCUAUAUGACUAUUUGGGGAAAGGAAGUAAAAAAAAAAAAGGAUGUACAGUUAGCCAAUCAUUUUAAUGCUUGCGUAACAUUGGUCGUCAUUGUUUUUUUCAUCAGACCUCUGGUUGUCAUAGUGCCGCCUGAGCAUGUAGCAAACGCAACAAUAUUAGAUUCUACCAAAGGAAGUCUGAACAAGAACCCUUCAGCUCCAGUAGAAGACGUAAGAGUUAUUUGCUGCAUUAGACGAGGGAUAACUAAAUGUAUGCUGGUGGUUAUGCUUCCAGCUUUUGCAUUUGCUUCAGAGCUCAGGGCACUUGCAAUACCAAGACAAGUUCAAACAACUAUUGGUUGUUUAGAAGGCUAUAAAACGUAUUUGUACAGAAUAUGGUCAUUUCAGCUGUUCGCUUAGGCUGCAUGGUGACAUGUCUGUGUUGUUGUGUGCAGAUGUCGUGAUUCACCACUGAUAAACCGUACAGUAACCA
Molecule: messenger RNA, 1730 nt
Organism: Osmerus eperlanus (European smelt)
Lineage: Eukaryota; Metazoa; Chordata; Actinopteri; Osmeriformes; Osmeridae
Product: 12-(S)-hydroxy-5,8,10,14-eicosatetraenoic acid receptor-like
Exons: 1
Coding region: 187-1230 (347 amino acids)
Biological process (GO): G protein-coupled receptor signaling pathway
Cellular component (GO): membrane
Molecular function (GO): G protein-coupled receptor activity
Source: RefSeq, a predicted model, not a curated record